Messenger RNA from Pimephales promelas (fathead minnow), 2996 nucleotides. It is a transcript of the gene clic1, whose product is annotated as CLIC family member 1. The record is from RefSeq and is a predicted model, not a curated record. NCBI's taxonomy places the organism in Eukaryota, Metazoa, Chordata, Actinopteri, Cypriniformes, Leuciscidae.
AUGGCCAUAUUUCUGCAGCUCCAGCAGCUUGUCGAGUGUGUUGUUCACGCAGCUGUCAGGUCUUAUGUCUUCGAACUUCCCACGGACGCUGCAGGAAGUGAUGGUCAGAGUAUUGGGAACUGCCCAUUCUCUCAGCGGCUCUUCAUGGUCCUGUGGCUGAAAGGCGUGACCUUUAAUGUGACUACUGUUGACAUGAAGAGGAAGCCAGACAUUCUUAAAGAUCUGGCCCCUGGUGCUCAGCCCCCUUUCCUGCUGUACGGUACAGAGGUGAAGACGGACACCAACAAGAUAGAAGAGUUCCUGGAGGAAACCCUCUGCCCUCCUAAAUACCCACGGCUGGCAGCUCGCAAUCCUGAAUCUAACACUGCAGGCCUUGAUGUGUUCUCCAAGUUUUCAGCCUACAUAAAGAAUUCAAACCCUCAGAUGAAUGAUAAUCUAGAGAAGGGUUUAUUGAAGGCCCUGAAGAAGUUGGAUGACUAUGUGAGCUCUCCUCUACCAGAUGAGAUCGAUGAGAACAGUGCUGAUGAUGUCACUUCCUCCACCCGCCCCUUCCUGGAUGGUCAGGAGUUCACUCUUGCCGACUGCAACUUGCUGCCAAAGCUACACAUUGUCAAAGUUGUGUGUCAGAAGUUUCGAGGUUUCUCCAUCCCUUGCUCUCUGACAUCUCUGUGGCGAUACCUGGAUGCAGCGUAUGCCAGAGAGGAAUUUUCCUCCACUUGCCCCAGCGAUGAGGAGAUACACGUGGCCUACUCUUCUGUUGUGAAGGCGCUCAAAUAGGAGGACACACACACAUUCUCUUUCCAGAUUGUCCUAGUGUUUCAAAUGUUUCCUUUAUGUCUCAAGCCCCUACAAUUGUUUGCACCAGUAGGGUUUUGAGGUCUCACUUUUAAACUAAAUGUGGUCUUAUAGUUCAUAUAGUUCAUAUUUUUUCAUGUUUCAUGUCAUGUGUACAAGUGCUUUGCUAGCAGUUACAAACAGGAUAUUGUUGCCUCCUGUCCCUUCCUCUCACUGUCAUUAUUUGGAUGAUGUAACAUGAGAGCUUUUCACUUAGAUCUUCUUAAGUCGCAUGCAUUUCAUAAACUGUCUCCAAGUUGUCCAAACUGCUCUUACAUAGAUUGAUAUGAUACAAAAUUAUACAAGUAUCCUAAAAGUACUCCUUACAAAUCAUGUUUUAUAUUGCCAAUCUUAUAAAGUUAUACCUUAUGUGAGAUGGACAAACUAAAAUAGAAGUAAUUAUUCACUGAAAAUCUUUUAAAUCAGGUACCGUCCCCAAACAACAGUCUUAUCUCGUAGUUGUAUGUGCAAAUCAGAGUCACUAGAACAGUACUUCUCAAACCUGUCCCGGGGACUCCCCACCACUGCACAUUUUGUACGUCUCCCUCAUCUAAAACAACUGAUUCAACUCAUCAGCUCAUUAGUACAGACUGCAAGACUUGAAUUGGUUGUGACUUGUAAGGGAAUAGUGCAAUGGUUUGAGAAGCACUACGUAUAAGCUUCCAUCCAAAUAUCACUGUCAAUGUCAAAACUGAAAACACUGUGUGAAGUUUAUGCAGGUUUGUUACUUUCUACAAGAGAAAACCAUUAAUGGCAGCAAGCAAAAAUUUUGUGGGCAUGAAAUUUUUUAUGUUUCAAGGAAAUACAAAAGGAAUUUACACUCAUCGGCCACUUAACCUUGCUAGUAUUUUGUCACCAGGCAGAAUGGAUCCACGCUUUCAUGUUGUUUACGCCAAUUUCUGCCCCUACGAUCUUGGACAGCAUAAAUUGAGACUCGUCAGACCAGACAAAUUUUUACCAAUCUUCUAUUGUCUAAUUUUGGUGCGCCUGUGUGAAUUGUAGCCAGGAUUGGCUGUGUAGCCCCUCUGCUUCAAGGUUCAGAGAUGCUCUUCUGCAUAGUUUAAUUGUUACAAAUGUUUAUUUGAGUUACUGUUGCCUUUCUAUCAGCUCGAUUUUAUUUAUUUUAUUUCAUCACUUAAAUCACCUUUCUUCCCCAUUCUGAUGCUUGAACUUCAGCAGAUCAUCUUGACCAUGUCUACAUGCCUAAAUGCAUUGAAUUGCUGCCAUGUGAUUGGUUGAGUAGAUAUUUGGAUUAACAAGCAGUUGAACAGGUGCACCUAAUAAAGUGACUGUGAGUGCUUAAAUGUGUGACUUUUUAAAUCGCCAAAAAAAGGAAGAAGAAAUGGGUGACUUUUUAGUAUUUAAUUUGAGUUUCAGUUUAAGUUUAGUCAUAGAAGUUGAUGGCAUUUUUUUUCAAGGGACCAUCAUUAACAGGUUUAAUGCUGUUUUAUGUUUUAGUCUAAUCUCCAUUCUUUAAAGGCUCUGUUUACACGAGAACAAUUCCGGGUGAAAACGUAAAAAUAUUUUUUCGGAUGUGCCUUUCGUUUACACGGCGACGGCAUUUUUAGGGCUUGAAAACGCAUAAAAGUGAAACCAACCUCCAGAGUGGAAAUCUUAAAAACGCUCCACUGUCGCGUUCCCGUGUGAACGGAAAAAAACGGAAAAGUCUGCUUGACUGUGAAGGUUGUACGCAGGCACGCGGGCUUGGUGUUGUUGUAGUAUGCACUCUUAGCCGCCUGGAGUGCAUACUACAUUGAAUUUCACAGACUUUUUUCGUCACCAUCUGCAUGCGGAUUUCCCACCCAAAACGCUCGUCUAAACGCAGAAUAAAAAGUGAUGACCCAACGCCACUUUUGCGUUUUCUCUUCAGAAUCGUUUCCGUGUAAACAUAGCUUCAGUUCAUGCAGUUUCCAAGAGGAUUUGUAUAUGUAGUAGGCUAGUAUCUGUAUACCCAGCCCUCUUCCUGUGCACUUCUGCUUUCACUUCCUCUUAACCGCUUAAUGCUCAUUUCCAAACAUCGUACUCUGCACUUAAAUGGACAACACAACAUCAAAUAUUGGUUUGUGGGGAUUUUAUUGAGUAGAUGAAUUUUACAAGUAUACAUUUUUCCUGCAUUUAUAAAAUUGUUAUUCAGCAGAUUAUAAUAAAGAUUAAAUAAAACA